Molecule: messenger RNA, 1972 nt
Organism: Lentinula edodes (shiitake mushroom)
Lineage: Eukaryota; Fungi; Basidiomycota; Agaricomycetes; Agaricales; Omphalotaceae
Product: aspartic peptidase domain-containing protein
Exons: 8
Coding region: 327-1784 (485 amino acids)
Biological process (GO): proteolysis
Cellular component (GO): fungal-type vacuole
Molecular function (GO): aspartic-type endopeptidase activity
Source: RefSeq, a predicted model, not a curated record
ACGGUGCAUAGCUUAGCGCCGUAGUCAGUACGCUAUAACCACAAGUCCAUUCAAUCCUUAUCUUGCCCUUCUUCCCUUCUCCAUAUGUAUCUGCCCAAGAACCUCGGAAAGCUUCUCUUCCCUUGCUCACGAGGGUUUCAAUUGGUACAAAUGGCAUCUGCAUGUGGUCCUAUCACCUGCGAAUGAACCUUGCUGUCGCUAGCUACCCAUGCGAAUAUUCUCACUCAUUGAGGACGUGGCUGCCAUCGUCAUACAUAGGCACUUCUCCAUAAAAUCCAUUCGAGCUUCUUGAUGAAUCUUUCAGCUGGAUCCCUUCUGAUUCCCUCAUGCUGCUCCUUUCCCGCACCCUUUACAGCCUUGCUGUUUCUCUCUUCUCGCUCUCAGUCUCUGCAACGCCCACAAUCACAAGAAGGCAUGUAUCCAGUGUAGGUCCUCGAACUCCCUCGUCGCCCCUUCCUGCGGCAGAUUACUCGGUAGCCAUCACCGCUUCUGUCCCUCGGACGAAGGCGAAGAGGUUCCUGAUGCAGGCUCUGCGCGAAAGCCAAGCUGCUCAAGCUGGGAGUAAUUUCACCACAAUCGUCGGAGGGUCCGAUUUCGAUGAGGAAUACCUCACCAAUGUGACGUUUGGAGAACAAGAUUUUUUGCUUAUUGUUGAUACGGGAAGCUCAGAUACCUGGGCUCCAGAAAUAGGAUUCGCGUGUUUUGAUCUUGAUAACAACCCCGUUCCGCAGUCCCAAUGCGCCUUUGGCACUUCCGGGUUCGACGUCAACGGUUCUUCGACUUUUGUAGCCGACCCAGACACCAACUUCAACAUCGAAUACGGCGACGGCGAGUUCCUCACGGGUACAGUGGGGUUCGACACGGUCACUGUAGGAAAUAUGGUGGUAAUCAAUCAGGAAAUAGGGAUUGUGACGAAUGCCGCAUGGGAGGGAGAUGGGUUUAACACGGGUUUGAUGGGGCUGGCGUCGCCGAAUUUGACUAGUGUAUUCCAAGGGACGAAUCCCGACGACGAUGAAUUCCCGCAAACGCAGAUUCCGUAUAACCCUGUGUUUUAUUCAGCGGUCCAACAAGGAGUGGUUUCUAACCCAUUCUUCUCGGUAGCGCUCGACCGUGGAUCGUUCGCGGCUGAGAACAGCUCCGAUUUGGAUCAAAAUCUCGGCUUCAUCGCGUUCGGUGGUAUCGCCCCAGUAGACGUCACGGAUUCAGCUGUGACUGUCCCAGUUCAAGGCUACAACGCUGCGAGCUUCCUUCCUGAAAACGGGAGCAGCGUCACUUACUUUUAUUACACCGUCGAUGUUGAGUCGAUGUCCUUCACUGGUAAUAAAAAGGUGUUUGGUACAACUAACAACAUCAUCCUAGACACCGGAACCACCCUGGACUACGUUCCAACCCAAGUCGCAGAUGCAUUCGCCGCCGCUUUUGAUCCUCCCGCUGUCAAAGACGAAGACGAAGGCGUCUACGUAGUCGUAUGUAGCGCCACUGUCCCCGAAUUCACAGUCAACAUCGGCGGAGUAGAGUUCACAGUCGAUCCAGCUGAUAAUCUUCUUCCUCUGGGUGUUCAAGAUGACGAGGGGAAUGAUUUGUGUGCUAGUGGGACUUUUGACGGAGGCCCUGCAGAGGAAGGAAAUAUAUUCAUCUUAGGAGACACAUUCCUACACAACGUCGUGGUUACCUUUAACAUCGAGACAGACGAAGUCACACUCACACAACGAACGCCAUACACCAACGGUGGUAAUGGUGCAAGGCGUCGCUCUCCUCCUUCACUGAGGCGACGAAGUCUGUAGAGAUUUGGGCCAACUGGAAAUAGUUUUGUGAUGAAGUUGUUUGAUUUCAUACUGUAUAAGAAGGAAAUUCAAAGAUUGUUAUAAACAAGCGCCCGAAUUAUAAUAAGCGCCUGUGGCUGACGUCGAUAUAAUCCGCUGACGUCAUACCAAAAUUCAAAAGCCGCAGUGGUGCGCGCAGAACACGUACG